AUGAAACGCACGCCUACGUGGUGUCCAGUUGGUAAUGGUGGUGGUGGUCUCCUGGUUGGUCUCCUUGGUCUUUGGGAGGUUGUGGCGCGGCGGCAUGUGGGCACUUGGCGAUAUCUUGCCCAUGUCGAAGGUGAUUUCAGGAUCGAGACCGACCAGCGCGGCGUGCUCCUGUUUUCGCACGAGCCUGCUUUGGGCACGGCUGUUUCCGGAACUUUGCUACCUCAGGAGAAGAAGUGGCUGGAGACGACCCUGUGUACCAGCGGGGGCGAGGCGGGCGAGGCUGGCGUGGCGCGAGUGCGCUACUCCGAGAAGACGGAGAGCAUGAUGUACGCUUUUCGGCCUCCUGGCUCCCAAGAGUUCCGGCCACCCACAGCCGCCUACCGGGCGAUGACGUCGCAGGAGGCCAACCGAGUCUCCGCCGAAAGCGCGGUCGCGCUGGCCAACAAGGCGUCGAGGAUUCUGGAGAAAGGGCUUGCCAGUUGCAGUGCCGGAUCCUGGCAGCUGGCAAAACGUGACCUGAACUGC
Molecule: messenger RNA, 525 nt
Organism: Symbiodinium sp. CCMP2456
Lineage: Eukaryota; Dinophyceae; Suessiales; Symbiodiniaceae
Source: the annotation of a GenBank genome assembly